UUUUUAUAAUUUAAAAUUUUGUAAGAUUCGAAUCAUUUUGAAUCGCCGACUAACGGUCGAAAGAGUAUGUUGUUGUCAUCGUUGGUAAUUUAUUCUUCGUUUACCGGAAGUUACUUAAAAGGCCGGUUAGAUCCGUGGUUGUAAAGGGGCUACGUGAACAAAUGUAUUAGGCAAUUUAUUUCGCUGUAUUGCGUCAUGUUUGCGCGCUAUUAAUGCAACCGGUGCCCGCAAUAUCGCCGUGACAACUGUGGAACUCCGCCAUUUUGACCUUACCGAAGGAUAUCUGCUAUCUGCUUGGUUGUGUGCGUGCACACGCGUUUCAACACGCGCUACCGUGUGGACGCAAUCCUUCACCAAUUCCAAGCUAGCUAUUUCGUCAGAUUCUCGUUCAUUCAAUAAAUGUGGAUAGAGAACACUCACUAGUACCAGUUACAGGACUCCGCACCUGCCGCUACGAUGUUUACUUGAUAUUUAAACAAUUUGAGUGAUCGAAAAUAAGUAGUGGAUUGCUGUAGAUCUUCCAGUUGAAAUGAUAAGUUAGAAUCGCGCUCUUAGCUGGACUAUCUUUUGAGGAACCAACUAGGGGGCGAAACUUAUACAUAAAAGUGACCGACUUGUCACCUACAAAGAUCUCCGUCCAAGGACCCAGCGGUAGCAUCAAGCAACACUGCGUGGGCCCUCGCACAAGUGAUAUUCUUACCUAUGAUUAAUUAUCAACUAUACACGAAUUUAUACCGGUAGAGCUUAUAAGCAUCAAGAAAUCCGUUAAAGAUCGAUAACUGUCGCAGCUGCCGUGUGGUAAUCUUGUGACGUGAAGUGUGUUCAAAGAUUUUUCUCCUUUAACGAUCCACCGACAAUAAUAAGGAUUACAAAACUGUUUUCAAACUCGAAAGUGAGGACACGUGUUGUAUUACACAAUUAAAACAUAACUUUAUUGAAGAAGUACAAGGAGGCAGUAGUGUCGCGAGUGCGGUAAACGGUGCGUGUGUGAAAGCAUCACAAUAUGAGAGUGACAGCCGCCGUUAGGCAGCAUCCUCUUCAUCUGCAAGUGACUCGUACCAACAAUGGAAAGUUUUUGGUCAGUCCGAACAGUAGUCAGGAUAUUAGUCAACAACCGACGAGCGACGAAACGAACUCGGUGCCGGCAGUUGUCUUCCCUAGUUAUGAACCGUUGCCCACCGAUCAUCAUGGACCCACCAUACUUGGCGAUCGGUAUCUGCUUCUUGGUCCGGCCGAGGGGAGCGCUUUAUACCGGUGUGUUGACGUUCACACCGGCAAACAAAUCGUCGCAAAGGCGUUGACCGUGGGCGACAAAGGUUGCGAGGCACUACUACAGGCUCACCUUCGAUUAGAAGGUACCGGGGCAGCAAGCGGUGUCGCGGGCGUGGUGGAAGCACCUGGAGGUCGACGCUAUCUGUUACUGGAGGGUCACCACGGUGAUCUGCACGCCUAUGUUAGGGCACGCAGGAGGCUGCGGGAACCGGAGGCGAGGCGGCUUUUCCGGCAAGCGGCCAGGGCCGUGGCUACGUGUCACGAGUACGGGGUUGUGCUAAGAGAUCUGAAACUCAGGAAGUUCGUUUUCGCUGACGAAGCAAGGACACGGCUACGUCUGGAGAGUCUGGAAGACGCCGUAAUAGUAGAAGGGGAUGACGACAAGUUAACCGAUCGAAGAGGUUGUCCAGCGUACGUGGCGCCAGAAGUUUUGCGUUCGGGAAGAGCCUAUUCCGGCAAAGCAGCCGAUAUCUGGUCUUUAGGCGUUCUUCUCUACACUAUGCUGGUCGGUCGUUAUCCAUUCAACGACGCCGAGCACGCGUCGCUGUUUGCCAAGAUCUCACGUGGUCACUUUGCGGUCCCAGAGGGUCUUAGCCCACGCGCAAGAUGUCUGAUACGUUCAUUGCUGAGAAAGGAACCGUCCGAAAGACCGUAUGCUGAGGACGUGCCAAGACACCCGUGGCUCUCGAAACCACUGCGGGUGUGCACAGUAUCCAGCAGCAGCAGAUCCUCUUGUCAGGAUCAAAUUGUACCAGAGCUACCUAACAAUCCUCAAGACUGACUUUUCCAGGAGAAGAUAUAUUCCGCGCGCGAUGAGCCCAGUUUCACAUGUUAAUCCUCUAUUUGGACAGGGGGACACUUUUUGCCCGGGAUUUAAUAUGGUUUUUCUCUAUUUUGCAUUGUGGUGCACAGCAAGAGUCUUUAGAAAAAUAUACGUCAUAAUGUGCGAAAUGUCAGAGUGAAAUAAGUUGAAAGAUUCUUUCUCACUUUUAUGUAUUAAUAGUUAAGUCUGGAUUCUUAGACUCUCAAUAUUUCCCUGCGUCAGAAAAAUUAUGAAUUUCCAGAUUUUCAGACUACAAAAUUUAUCAAAUCCCACAAAGGCCUAAUAUGGUGUGAGCUUUCACUGUAACACAUCUAUCUUUUUGUUCAUUAAUAUAAAUAAUGAAAUGUUAUUUCCAACUUAUUUCACAAUGGAGAAUUUGCAAUUUAUAUCAUGUUCAUAAUGUCUUAUAGGUUAUGGAACCUAUAACAUGGGCUAAUAAUAUUUAUCAGAAGCAUACUUUUCAUUGUAAAAGUGUCUGUAAUCAAGCAUACUUAAAAAUUUGUUGUCAUUGACAAUCUGUGUCAUAGGAUGCAGAUUAUACUACAUAUUUCAUAACUGAUUGGGCUACAGAAAUUUUUGUUAACUAUUGUAUAUACUUCUGUAUGCAGGCUGUGCAUAAAAGCCAUGUUACCUAAUGAAGGAACACCAAAUAAAGGAUUAAAUAUUAACUGCUGCAUCAAGGGAUCACCUAUGAUUCCGUAUCUUUCUUUUCUUUCGUUUCAUCGACACAACGAAAGGAAAAUGGCUUAGGAUAUAAGAAAUCGUUGUGUUUGCUUUUUCGUUGAAGUAUGUUAGGGAAGGUCUAAUGGUAUGAUCGUUAUUUGAAUAUUUUGUUGGUAAAGACCUACGGGUUAUUUGUUUUGAAAAACAUGUGUUAUGAAAAGAAAAUUUAUUUAAUCUUUGCGGUAGACGCCUGGGUCCACUCGGGCCCCGUAUAGUCCAUUGGUAUUAGCAUUUCGAAUUGAACUUUUAUUGUUGUAUUUUUUCUUACUUCUAUCAAAAACUCUGUAUUGCUGAUAUUUCUUUAUUUUUUGGCCCAUAGCUUCUGUUGCAUUUAUAAUUUGUUCUUUUCACUCAAAUAUUAUUAGAAAAAAUAUAUAUAAAUAAAUGAGAAAAAAUUAAAAAUACAGAUAUUUUUGAGUGAAUCAAGUACCUUUUUCUUCUCUUUCCAAAGAUACACUACAUAUUGUCAAGAAAUAUAAAUCUGUAUCAAAGACCACUGAUCUUUUGUAUCUGGGACCAUAUAGACCCAGGCGUAGUACAGUGAGAAUUUACAGAAAUUCUUCAUAUUUUGUUAGCAAAGUAUAUUUACUCUAAUGUGUUGUACUUAUAUGUCUUUGCUUUUAGACUGGGGUCAGACAACUGUUUAAAACAUCUGUUACAACAUCAUUUUAGCUCAUUGAUUACUAAAUGUCUGUUCUAUAAAUUUGAAUUUAGCAAAUUAUACAUAGCUAUAAAAGAAAAAAAUAUUUUGUGCUACAAUUGAAAAUAUUGGAAAUGGUAAUAAUUUGGUUAAAUGCUUGUAUGGGCCCCAGCCUUAAACAUAGUGUAUGAGCCACUUAAAUUGUAAACAGUUUGAAGGUUUAUUUUCUAAAUUGAAGAAAUACAUGUUUGCCUUGGAAUCAAAAAUAUACAUAUAUGUAUAUAUUGAAAUAUUGAAAUGCGUCAGAAUGCUAUUUAUUUAAUUUAGAAUAUAAAAAUUAUAUUCAUAAACAUGAAACAAACCUAUGAGCAUUUUAUGAAUAAGCAAGUAUCUCAUAUUUAAUAUUAGUUUCCUAUCAAGGAUUAUUUUUGUAUAGUUUUCUUUUACAAAAAAUCGAACUAUUGAAAGUCAAUAUCAACAAAACAUAAUUAACGAUUAAACCCUUGGUCUUUGCUGAUUUGCUUGGUGUAUUCAAGCGUUGUAUUUGUUAUCAAUACAAAUUGUUUUUUAUUUCUGCGAAAAUAAAAUUAAAUGCAAAAUUACAGAAUGUGUGUGUUGAAUGCGUGUGCAAGAGACUCUUUUCCUUUAUAUUUUUUAAUGUAAUUUUCUGUGCAUAAAUGUGUUUAGCUCGGUGCACAAUUCCUCUUAUCGUUUGAGUCAGGGUACAAUAGUGACAAUGUUUCAUUGUUGCUAAAAUGUAUAUAAAGACAGUUAACUAAAUUCUACUAAAUCCUAAUAAACAUUAAUUAGGAGUAUUAAUAAAAAGUUCUGUACAUAGGCAAAUAAAGUGGCGUUUAUGAUAAAUUAA
Molecule: messenger RNA, 4326 nt
Organism: Megachile rotundata (alfalfa leafcutting bee)
Lineage: Eukaryota; Metazoa; Arthropoda; Insecta; Hymenoptera; Megachilidae
Gene: trbl
Product: tribbles pseudokinase 2
Biological process (GO): protein phosphorylation; regulation of MAP kinase activity; positive regulation of proteasomal ubiquitin-dependent protein catabolic process
Cellular component (GO): nucleus
Molecular function (GO): mitogen-activated protein kinase kinase binding; protein kinase activity; ATP binding
Source: RefSeq, a predicted model, not a curated record